This is a messenger RNA of Closterium sp. Yama58-4, 1092 nucleotides long. Lineage: Eukaryota; Viridiplantae; Streptophyta; Zygnematophyceae; Desmidiales; Closteriaceae. The record is from the annotation of a GenBank genome assembly.
GAGGUGGCUGGCACUUUGAAAUUCAUAUGCUGCCGAAAUGAUGGGGUGGACGAACAUAUGAUAUGGCUGGUGGGGUUGAAGAACAUCUUUUCACGGCAGCUGCCCAACAUGCCCAAAGACUACAUUGUGCGCCUCCUGCUCGACCGAACGCACAUGUCAAUGAUGCUCAUCAAGGCAGGCACCGUCGUUGGUGGCAUCACAUACCGCCCCUACCCCUCGCAGCGGUUUGGGGAGAUAGCGUUUUGUGCCAUCACAGCCACAGAGCAGGUGAGGGGGUACGGCACGAGGCUGAUGAAUCACCUCAAGGCGCAUGCGAGGGAUGAGGACGGGCUGCGAUACUUCCUCACCUACGCUGACAACAACGCUGUUGGAUACUUCGUCAAGCAGGGAUUCACAAAGGAGAUCACCAUGCCUAAAGUGCAAUGGGAGGGGUACAUAAAGGACUAUGACGGGGGCACGCUGAUGGAGUGUGUGUUGGAGAAGGGGCUGCCCUACACCACCCUGCCCGCCGUGCUGCUCAAGCAGCGCCAGGCGAUAACGGAGCGAAUGCGCCAGGUAGCGCGCAGCCACGUGGUGCACCCCGGGCUCGACUUCCCGCGUGACUCCUGGGGUGUGCCGCGCCGCGCUCUCAGGCUGGGCGACAUCCCCGGGCUGGCGGAGAGCGGGUGGACGCCCGAGAAGAGUGGCGCGAAUAAGAUCCGACUGGUGCAGGUGGCGCCAGAUGGGACAAAGGAUGUCAGCCGCGACGGGCCGCCCACCAAGGCCCAGCUGCACAACCUGAUGAAGCAGAUGCACCGGGCGGUGAUGGAGCAUGCGGACUCGUGGCCGUUCAAGGACCCAGUGGACGGCAACGAGGUGCCCGACUACUACGACAUCAUCAAGGACCCCAUCGAUCUCAAGACGAUGCAGAAGCGGCUGGAGGCGGAGAGCUUUUACCUGACGAUUGAUAUGUUUGUGGCUGACAUGCGCCGCAUGACCGCCAAUGCGCGCACCUACAACGCACCCGACACCAUCUACUUCAAAUGCGCCAACAGGCUGGAGAAUUUCCUUCUCAACAAGCUCAAGGCCUCCGUGCGCCUGCACCACGGCUGA